Messenger RNA from Aspergillus melleus, 1371 nucleotides. RefSeq lists its product as uncharacterized. The record is from RefSeq and is a predicted model, not a curated record. NCBI's taxonomy places the organism in Eukaryota, Fungi, Ascomycota, Eurotiomycetes, Eurotiales, Aspergillaceae. The coding region runs from base 1 to 1371 and encodes 456 amino acids. The transcript is spliced from 3 exons.
AUGCCUCUCAACAAGACCACGGCCACCACUGUCACCAAGGAUGUAAUUAUUAUCGGCGGCUCCCUCUCAUCUCUCAUGCACGCCCUCACCCUCCACCAUCUCGGUUGCUCGGUCCUCAUCCUCGAACAAACCCCCUCCCACGCCCCUCCCUCACACAUGGCCGGCAUCGCCAUCGGCCCUGCCGUCCUAGACCUGCUAUCCCGGUUCGACCGCGCAAGUGAUAUCCCCCUCGGCAUCCCAUCAGACUCUCUCCAGACUCUAGACGCAACAGGUCACGUCCGUCCCUUCCUUCGCCUCCCCCGUCUCAUGACAUCCUGGGAUGCGCUGUACUUCCGGCUACGCGCCAACUUCGACGGUCUGCGCAGUGAGUACGUCGCAGAGCCGCCGGGUCCGCGGGCCCAGCAUGGAGAAAGCAUUGAGAGCGCGUCUGCGAGGGCAAAGUAUGAGAUUGGGCAGAGGGUUGUAGGCGUGGAAGAAGACACGGUUGGUCGUGUCCGUGUCGCGGUGCAGGAUUGUCGAGGCGAGACCGAGCCCGCGACCGGACGCGAGUAUCAGCUUCUAGCCGAUCUGGUGAUCGCGGCUGACGGGGCGAAUUCAAUCGUUCGGAAAAUCUUUUCAGGGUCCGGGAAUGGGGACGGUGAUAGACAGUAUGCGGGCUACGUUGUGUGGCGGGGUGUUGUGCCGGAGAGCCAGGUCAGCGAGGCUACGAGGAGGGUGUUUAGUCGGAACAUCACCUAUUCGAUCUUGAAUGGCACGCAUGUCAUUGUGUAUAACAUCCCCAGCCCCAACGGCUCCAUCGAGCUGGGGACCCGUCUCUUAAACUUCGCCUGGUACACCAAUGUUCCUUCAUCCUCACUCGACGAAGUCAUGACCGAUGCGUCCGGCAAACGACAUCGGAUCUCGUUAUCCCCGGAACACUUUCAAUCGUCGAUUUGGGCCCGCCAACGAUCUAUAGCAAGAGACUCGCUUCCAGAAGCGCACCUUGAAAUCAUGAACCAGAUCUCCUCGCCGUUCGUACAUCUCAUCACUGAUUUCUGGUCGCCGCGGACUGCGUUCCUAAACGGAAAGGUGCUGCUGGUAGGUGAUGCCUCGGCGUUGCUUCGUCCGCAUACUGCCUAUGCGACGAGCCAGGCAGCAGAGCAGGCACAGUUGACGGAGGGGCUGGUGAAAGGGGAGAUGGGGUGGAGGGAGUGGGAGAGGCGGAUCACGAGGAAGACAUAUGUAAAUUGGAGGCAAAGUAUCUGGUUUGGGGAGUUCUAUCAAAGGGGGUGGGUGAAAGGAUUCGGGAGUGCCGUGCGGUAUUGGAUUGCGAGGGGGAUGGAUGUGUUGAGAAGCUGGAUGAAUGGGUUUCAUCAUAGUUUGGUGACCUAG